UGCUCAGGCAGGGAGAGGGGCAGCCCCGGGGCGGGAGCGGAAAGAUGGCGGCGUCCCUGCGGCUGAGCGGGGAGCGGGCGCUGAGGCUGCUCCGGGCCGGGCGGGCGGCGCUGGGCGCGGGGCUCCCCGUCGCCGGACGAGCGGGAUGGAGGCACCUGCACGGCACCCGGGAGCUGCUGGGUACACCUGGUAUUAAAAUUCUUAUGCCUGCACUUUCUCCUACAAUGGAAGAAGGAAACAUUGUGAAAUGGUUAAAAAAGGAAGGUGAAACAGUGAAUGUUGGAGAUGCGUUGUGUGAAAUUGAAACGGACAAAGCAGUGGUUACCAUGGAAUCGAGUGAGGAGGGCAUAUUGGCUAAAAUACUGUUGGAUGAAGGAAGCAAAAAUGUACGCUUGGGCUCGCUAAUUGGUCUGCUGGUAGAGGAAGGACAGGACUGGAAGCAAGUUGAAAUACCAGCUGCUGAUAGUGAUCCAUCUUCCCUGGCUCCACCGCCACCUGCUCGUCCCUCAGCUCCUGCAAGUCCUUCUGUUGCAGCUCCUCCUAAAUUGGAACCUCAACCUGGAAAACUGCAGGUUCGUUUAAGUCCUGCAGCUCGCAACAUUCUGGAAACACAUGGACUAGAUCCAAGCAAUGUGACACCUACUGGGCCUCGAGGAAUCUUCACUAAAGAGGAUGCUCUCAAACUUCUGCAAGAGAAGCAGAAGGGUAAACCCACUGAACUGAAACCUAUGGUUUCUCCAGCUCCUCUCCAGCCUGCUGCAGUGCCUUCUGCUUCGCCAGCAACAGCUGCUUAUCCAAGGCCAGCGGUUCCACCAGUUUCCACGCCAGGACAACCUGCUGCUCUGGGCACAUUCACAGAAAUCCCAGCUAGCAACAUCCGAAGAGUUAUUGCUAAGAGAUUAACAGAGUCUAAAACUACGAUACCUCAUGCAUAUGCUGCUGCUGACUGUAACAUUGAUGCUGUUUUGAAAUUAAGAAAACAAUUGGCCAAAGAUGACAUUAAAGUAUCUGUAAAUGAUUUUAUUAUCAAGGCAACUGCAGUUACUCUGAAGCAAAUGCCAGAUGUGAAUGUAACCUGGGAUGGAGAAGGCUGCAGGCAGCUGCAGUCCAUUGACAUAUCUAUUGCCGUGGCAACAGACCGAGGUCUCAUUACACCAAUCAUAAAAGAUGUUGCUGCCAAGGGAAUACAAGAAAUUGCUGCCUCUGCAAAGGCUCUAGCAAAGAAGGCUAGAGAUGGAAAACUGUUACCAGAAGAGUACCAGGGAGGAUCUUUUAGUAUCUCCAAUCUGGGCAUGUUUGGCAUCAGUGGUUUCACUGCAGUCAUAAACCCUCCUCAGGCCUGCAUCCUAGCUGUGGGCCGAGCAAGACCAGAGCUCAGGAUUGUGGAAGAUGAAGAAGGGAAUGAGAAACUUGAACAGCAUCAGCGCAUGACAGUGACUCUUUCAAGUGAUGGUCGAGUGGUGGAUGAUGAACUGGCUUCCAAGUUUCUGGAGACCUUGAAAGCCAACAUAGAGAAUCCAAUACGACUUGCCUUAUGUUGAACUUGGUGAAGAUUGCUUCCUGUUUUGACAACAUAGAUAACAAUUAUAUACUUAGGGUUGUUUUUCUGUAUAGAGGAGUAAAUAGCUGGAAAUGGACAGUUAAAAAUAUUUAAAUUAUGAAUUAAUGUAAAACACUUAAGUUUCAUGCUUUUAGUCUUCUGUAAUGACCAGGUUUUAUACUGUAAAGCUAAAAGACUUUAAAGUUAACUUACUACAUUUCUUUAAAUUUUUAGUACCAAUGGCACAGGUUUGCAUAGGAAAGUCAAUCUCAUCUGUAAAGAAAAACUCAAUAAAACUUUAAAAUUUAAUCCAGCUUCCCCUGCAAUGAGCAGAGACAUCUUCAGAGCCCUGUCCAACUGACCUUGAAUGUUUCCAGGGAUAGGGCAUCUACCACCUCUCUGGACAACCCGUGUUUCACCACCCUCAUUGCAAAAAUGUUCUUCCUUAUGUCUAGUUUGAAUCUGCCCUUUUUCAGUUUAAAACCAUUACCCUUUGUCCUAUUGUAACAGGUCCUGCUAAAGGUUUGUUCCCAUCUUUCUUAGAAGCCCCCUCUAAUUAUUGAAAAAAACACAAGUUAAUUGUGCCAGCAGUGUUCUCAUGGAGGUCCCAGUAUGAAAGGUCAGAUUUUGCACAGUGAAUAUUUGCUGAUUAAUGCUGUUCUUUGCAUGUUUUGGAUAUAGAUAAAAGUAGAAAGUGUUUCAUCAUCAGUGUAUAUUGAAUUGUAACUCAGAGGCUCAAGUGCAGUGACCUGAAGUUUAAAUUAACAGAAGUCAGUUGGUAUUUUUGUUAUAUGUAAAUAUGGAACUACAUAUUGUAUGUAUUUGUUAUGAAAUAACUGUGUUUACAGGACCUCAUGAGAAUAUAAAUUGUCAGUAGAAUUAUGGGAGUUUGUCUUAUUCUGGUUUGUGCAAGCACUUUUUUUUAAUGAUUUGUAGGACUUGAUUAUGGCAGCAGCUCAACAAGUAAAAAGCUAAUUGCAAGACAAAAUUUGUAUUUAAUACUGCAUCGAGAGUUUUUGCUAAAUGAGCUUACUUUCUUUAGCUUGUUCUGAUAUUGUAAAUUUCAUAGAUUAUUAAUCUGACAGUCGGGAGAGAUUUUGAUUACCAGAUCUAGUUUACUGUGCGGCAACAGACAUACCCAUUCUGUAUUUCCAGGAGUUAAUCACUGAUAAACUAUAUUAAAGAUUGGGUGCUGAGGA
Pseudopipra pipra is the source of this 2739-nucleotide messenger RNA. It is a transcript of the gene PDHX, whose product is annotated as pyruvate dehydrogenase complex component X. The coding region runs from base 45 to 1541 and encodes 498 amino acids. The record is from RefSeq and is a predicted model, not a curated record. The transcript is spliced from 11 exons. Gene Ontology annotation, molecular function: acyltransferase activity. Gene Ontology annotation, cellular component: mitochondrion; pyruvate dehydrogenase complex. Gene Ontology annotation, biological process: pyruvate decarboxylation to acetyl-CoA. Lineage: Eukaryota; Metazoa; Chordata; Aves; Passeriformes; Pipridae.